AUGUCUGAGCCCGAUACCAAAGGACCCAUCACCAGUUUCCCCGCCGAGGGUCUCCGCCACGCCCGGCGCUUCAUCACCUCACACAACAAAGAAGGUGAAGGCGUGUUUGUCGUUGAUGACGACGGCGAUCACCACCGAGUCAUGGUCGAAGGUCUGGCUGUGGCAAACAUUAUCUACAGCACCGCCGAGAACCCUGUAGAUAUGAACGAUGACCUGGACCUUGUCUAUGCGCGAGACCAUGAGCCUGCAAUCCAUGUUCCUAACGGCAGCGUCGCUCGUCUGAUUGAUUUCGCUCCUGGGGUGGAAUCGCCAAUCCACCGUGCGCUUUCGAUUGAUUACGGGGUCGUGAUUGAGGGGAAGUUCGAGCUUUCGCUUGAUAGUGGGGAGAAGAGAAUCAUGUUACCUGGUGAUACUAAAGGUGUUAACAGGGGCUGCAUGCACAAGUGGAAGAAUCUGGAUGAAGAGAAGCCGGGGAGGAUGCUGUUCAUCUUGCUGGACGUGAAGCCGGUCCAGGUCAACGGCGAAUCGAUCACCGAAUAUCUGGGCAUUCUGGAGAAGGACUACGCAAAUACUGGGAAAUAA
Penicillium coprophilum is the source of this 582-nucleotide messenger RNA. RefSeq names its product cupin domain-containing protein. Lineage: Eukaryota; Fungi; Ascomycota; Eurotiomycetes; Eurotiales; Aspergillaceae. The transcript has 3 exons. Bases 1 to 582 code for a protein of 193 amino acids. The record is from RefSeq and is a predicted model, not a curated record.